This is a messenger RNA of Emiliania huxleyi CCMP1516, 3307 nucleotides long. RefSeq lists its product as hypothetical. Gene Ontology annotation, molecular function: hydrolase activity; DNA binding; 3'-5' DNA helicase activity. Gene Ontology annotation, cellular component: nucleus. The coding region runs from base 64 to 3069 and encodes 1001 amino acids. Gene Ontology annotation, biological process: double-strand break repair via homologous recombination; replication fork processing. Lineage: Eukaryota; Haptophyta; Isochrysidales; Noelaerhabdaceae. The transcript has 5 exons. The record is from RefSeq and is a predicted model, not a curated record.
UUUUGAAGCUCCCGCUCAGGGUCGCUGACGCUGUCGCUCUCGGUGAGAGCCGUUCGAUCGCCCAUGACCGACCAUGCCUGCUUACUCUCCGCGCUGCAGGGCCUCUCCGAGCAGGAUCGCGCUCGGCUGCUCGCCCAGCUCGCGCCUGUGCCGCCUGCGCCGCAGCAGUCGCUCUCGCAAGGCUCCCAACAGGACAUCUCAGCCUCUCAAGCCUCGCAGUACGACGCCUACUGCCUCGACGACGACGCCUUCGCGCAAAUGGAGAUUCCGGGAGAAGUGCCGAUGAGUGCCCCGCCCGCAGCAGUGCCGGUGCCAGCGCCGCCCGCCCCCGUCGCGGCGGACGCUGCGUCGGGCGGCGGGCUCGUGCGAGACGAGGAGUGGCAGGCCAUCAUCAACACCGAGCUGCGCAAGGGCGAGCUGCUCGGCAUCGUCGCCGCCGCCGGCUCGGGCAAGUCGACGGUGCUGCAGGACUACGCGGCGCACCGGCGGAACCUCAGAUUCCUCUACCUCACGUUCAACAAGGACGUGCAGCGGGAGAAGCAGGACGAGUUCCGUCGCGCGCGGCUGAUCCACGUCGACGUCGUCACGACGCACUCGCUCGCCUACACGCCGACAAAGGCGCUGCACAAGGGCAACGUGAGCGGCAAGCUUUUCGUGCCGUGGGGGCUCCUACACGACGGCCGCCGCGACCCGCAGGACAAGAUGGCGGCGGUCAAGGCGGUCGACGCGGUGCUCAAGCUGUUCAUCGCCUCGGACGACGCCGAGAUCUCGGACUCGCACCGCGCGGGUCGGCCGCCGCGGCCGGGCGAGUGGGACGAGGUCGCGGCGGCGCGGCUGGUCUGGUCCGCCAUGUGCGACCCAAAGUGCGCCGAGGUGAAGCUGACGCACGACGGGUACGUCAAGGCCUUCCAGCUCGACAGCCGCGCGCAGGAGGCGGCGCUUCAGCGGUACGAUGUCGUCAUGCUAGACGAGGCGCACGACUGCACCGCCGCGCAGAUCUCCAUCGUCGAGCGCGCGAGCUGCGCCAAGCUCGUCGUGUACGACCCCCACCAGUGCAUCUACCAGUUCCGCGGGGCGCGGGACGCGAGCACGCUCGAGCUGCUUCCCGCGGUCGCGCACCGGCCGCUCACGCAGACGUGGCGGUACGGGGCGCCACUCUCCGACGCGGCCUCGGCGCUUGUGCAGCACUACAAGGGCGGCAGGUACUCCGACUUUUCCAUUCGCGGCAACCCGCACACCACGACGACGCUCCGCGUCGAGCCGGGCCGCGCGGCUGGCGCGUACAGCGGCGGGCAGCUCGUUGUGCUCGCGCGGCUCAACAAGACGCUCUUCGGCGAGGCGCUGGCGGUGGUUGCUCUCAAGCUCGGCAACUGGCACCAGAUCCCCGACAAGGCCUACUUUGUCAAGAGGUUUGCGAAGCACGGCCACGGCGGAGGGUACGAGGCGUUCAAGCAAGCCGUCGAGAAGGCUGGCGACGACCGCGUCGAGUACGCGGACGCCAUCGGCCUCGCGACGGUCUUCCAGCGUGACCGCGCGACCCUCAUCUUCUCGACGACGCAUCGGGCCAAGGGGCUCGGCUGGCAGAAGGUCUACCUGUGCGACGACUACAUUGCGCGCGGGCUGAGCGUGGCCGAGGCCGCCGAGGCGGCGAAGAAGGCGCUCUUGCAGCAAGGAGGCCGGCAUAGGAGCACUCUCGAGCUGGAGGAGGUCAACUGCCUGUACGUGGCGGCGACGCGCGCCAAGGAAGAGCUGCUCGUCGCCCCGAAGACAGCCUCGUGGCUCGGCCUCGCCGGCGUGCCCGAGUGCGAGGCGGAGUACAAGGCGCCGCCUCAGGCACGCGUCGCUCCGCCUCCGGCGGCCGUCGACUUCUGCGUUGGGGCGUCCUUGUCCUCCAGCCCGCUGCUCUCCUACUGCAGCACCGCCCCCGUGCGGCUGCCCGCCUCCUUCUCGUGCCCCUCGAGGGGUGCAGCGACCCUCCCCGUCAACGCUUACGUGCGCGGACACCAGUCGGGCCUGACCCUCGCCCAGCUCUGCGCGGCGGCGAGCCCGACCACCGUGUGCAAGCACCUGCGCGCCGGGCUGCUCCGCGGCGAAACCAUCGCGCUCGAGCGGCUCUCGCGCGAGGCGCAGCGCCCGCUCGAGGGGCGGCGCUUCGCCUUCCCCGACGCGAACCAGUGGCGCCUCUUGGCCUCCGCCGAGCGGGCGACGGGCGUGGAUGCGAGCGUCGAAGGCACAAGGCUCAAGCCGCUCGUGGAGCAGAUCCUGGGCGGCGACGCGCAGAGGUGCGACUCGGCGGCGCUCGGCGGCUGGUACGAGGCCGCUCGAUGGUACGCGACGCUGCGCUGCUGCGGCUUCUCGGGAGAGGGCGAGCCGCGGGCGCCGGCCCCGCCCGCGCCGGCGUCGUCGAGAAGAAAGCCCGCCAAGCCCGCCAAGCCCGCCGCCGCCUCGAGCGCGACGCCCAAGGCGACGCCCAAGGCCGGCGCGCGCAAGGGGGCCGCGCCGCCUUCUGGCCGCGGGUCGCGGCCGGAGGCGCGAGGCGCGAGGCGCGCUGCUGCCGUGCGCGGCGUGCCGCUACCGCAGCUGGCGGGCCGGCGCGUCGUCGUCGUGUACGAGGAGUGCGGCGGGCGAGUUGAGUACCCUGGCACGCUGCGGCGGUACGACGCGGCGCAGGGGCUGCUCGUGCACUUUGACGGAUACGCCGCCGGCGAGCCGGAUGGCGAGUGUUGGGUCGACGAGGCGGGUGAGGACGAGUGGCGCUGGGAGGGCGCGGCCGCGGCCGCCGCGCCGGAGGACGGUGCGGAGGAGGAAGUGACGCUCCUCGGCUCCCGCUCGCUCGAGGAGCGCAACGCGAUCGGCUUUGCCAACGCCAUCUCCGUCGAGGAGGGCGGGCAGCUGGACGGGCAGGCUGCUCAGGAGGCCAAGGAGAAGGAGGAGAAGGAGGAGGCGCCUCGCUCGUCGAGGCGGGCGCGCAGGAAGUCCAGCAAGGCGUUGGAGUCGGUGGCGGCGGCAGAGGUGGCGAAGGAGAACCGCAGCCCGUCCAUCGGCGGCGGCAAGCGGCGCUGCCGGUGAAAGACGAGAAGGUCUCUGCUGUCGCGACGAGCUGCCGCGGCGGCGGUGCGCGACCCCGGACCCCGCGCCUCGACGACGCGACCGCGACCCGCACGUACGGCCCGUCGCCGGACGCCGCCCGUCCUGCCGCCCGUCCCGACACCAAGUGCUCCAAAAGUGCUCCCCAAGGCCAAGCGUGUGUUGUGUGUAGCUGCAGAGCUCGCCCCUACGGCUGGUCUAACUCUCUAUAUAGAGUCUC